This is a messenger RNA of Mercurialis annua (annual mercury), 3149 nucleotides long. RefSeq lists its product as uncharacterized. NCBI's taxonomy places the organism in Eukaryota, Viridiplantae, Streptophyta, Magnoliopsida, Malpighiales, Euphorbiaceae. The record is from RefSeq and is a predicted model, not a curated record. The transcript has a single exon. Bases 98 to 2935 code for a protein of 945 amino acids. Gene Ontology annotation, cellular component: intracellular membrane-bounded organelle.
GUCCACGAAAGACUAUAAAGACCGGAAAAACACUGAAAAUUAACAGAAACCAUUCUGAAACUUCACUCCACCUCCCACCUUCUUCACCCAAGGAAAAAUGGAGGCAACAUUUCACAUUCCCAAACUACCCUCCAUUUUCCACCUCAUCUCCUUCUCUCUCCUCCUCCUCAUCACCACACCACCUUCUCCGGCCACCGCAACACCAACAGAAACCGCAACAGAAACCCUAAUUAAACCCUCAAAUUUCCUCUCAUAUUACACUCAACGCUGCAACGACGUCGUUCCACAGUCCCCAUUGAACAACUCCCCCAUCAACUUCGCUCUCGGCGAAGACGCGGCAUUACACUUCGACAUCGCUUAUUUCACCGGCGGCCAACAAUUAUUACGUAGUACAAAUGAAACCCUAUUCAAUUCCACUCAAUCCGAUGCCGUUUCACUCUCGUUUCACCCGAGAAGAGGAACAAUGUCGUUUACGCGAACACCUCGCGUGCUUUAUCUACAAGCAACUCUCAGAUUCCGCUUGCGUAUUCGUUUCAAAUCCAGGAAUUUGAGGCAAAUCCGGUUCCGCUCGCCGCGUUUUCCUGUCCCGAGAAACUCCUUAGAGUUUCAGCUGUAUGGGUUUUGGUCGAUGGACACUGGGAAGCUUUGUAUGGUUGGAUCUUCUAGCUUGAGUUUUGCGGAGUUUCGCCAUGUAAGUAAUAGUAAUGCUGUUUUGAAGCUUGAUUACACUGUUGGAUUUAGUAAUUUUAGUAGUUUGAUUAAUGGUGUUUUGGAGAGUGUUAAUGAUAAGGAUAGUUUGAGUUAUUUUGAGCCUAUUUCGAUUUUAGGGCUACCAGUUUAUGGUCAUUAUAACUAUACUUUGAUUAAUGAUAGUGUAUGUAGUCAAGGAAAUGAUCGAGUUAAUGAGAGUUUGCAUCUAGAUUGGCUAGAUUCUAGAAACUGUUUAAGUCAAUUGAGCCGGUAUGCUAGGAAUUUUGAGCUGGAUUAUGGGAAGGAUUGCGGUCGUAAUGGCGGUGGUAAGUGUGACCCUCGUGGUGGUGGUGGAAAUUAUGGGAAUUUGCCAAAGCUGAUGACUGUUAAAGGACUUAGAUGUGAGUAUGGAGAGGGUGGAUUUCGAGUGCUGAUAGGAUUUCCAAAUUCUUAUUACAGUAGUGAGUCUGUUGGUUAUGAGAGACCUUUUGAUCCGAAUACAAUGUUAGUUGGUGAGGGAGUUUGGGAUGAGAAGACCGAUAGGCUCUGUGUGGUUGCAUGUAGAGUUUUGAAUAUAAAAGAGUCGUUGGUUAAUGCAUCUGUUGGUGAUUGCUCGAUUCAUAUAAGCUUGUGGUUCCCUAAAACAUUGACAAUUAUGGAAAGGAAUACUAUGGUUGGGCACAUUUCAAGCAAUUCAAGUGUGAAUGCAACAGGAUAUUUUGAUAGGAUUAGAGUCCGCGGUCAUGGAAAUUUGAUGAGGGGUCUUAAGGGUUUCAAAUAUGAGUAUACUAUGCUGGACAGGGUAAGUAAAAGUUGUCCUCGAAAGAUUGCGAGAAGCAAUGGAAAAGCAUACCCUGAAGCUUAUUCCACUGACAUGAGAUUUGAAAUGUCAUUGGUUAAUGGUAAAAAACAUAUAGCACAAGGUUUUUCAUCUCCACUGUUUGUGGGCGAGCAGAUUUACGAACCCUAUCAAAGGAAGAGUAACCACAGUGGUCUUUUAAAUAUUAGCUACAGCAUGACCUUCGCUGAAAUUUCUGAUUUUCAAUUAGGAAGUAAGCUUUUGUCACAUGUAUCUGCAGAAAUAUCUGCAGAAGGGACAUAUGAUAAUCGGACCGGUCUUUUGUGCAUGAUAGGCUGUUUGCAUAUAGCAUUAAAUAGCAUAAAUUCCACCAAAGAUGAUAGAGUGGAUUGUGAGGUUCUGGUCACUGUUCAAUUUUCUCCAUUAAAUGCAAAUGGUGGGAAUAACAUUAAGGGAACUAUUAAAAGCAUGCGGGCAAAUACCGAUCCUCUCUACUUCAGAAAACUUGAGAUAUCUUCAAACUCGAUUUAUCAGAGCCAAGCUACACAAUCCAUAUGGAGAAUGGAUAUGGAGAUUACUAUGGUCUUGAUUUCUAAUACCCUUGCUUGUCUCUUCAUAGGGUUGCAGCUCUAUCAUGUAAAGAAGCAUCCCGACGUACUCCCCUCCAUUUCCUUUCUGAUGCUUAUUGUUUUAACACUAGGUUAUAUGAUACCUUUAUUGUUAAAUGUUGAAGCCUUGUUCGUACCAGAUCAUAGCCGGCAUAAUGUUGUUUUCGAGAGUAAUAGAUGGCUUGAACUGAAUGAGGUAAUAGUAAGGGUUGUAACAAUGAUAGCCUUUGUUUUGCUAUUCUGUCUGCUCCAGCUCAGUUGGUCUGCCAGGAACACUGAUGAAAGCCGCAAGAGUUUGUGGGUUUCUGAGAAAAAGGUUCUUUAUUUGUCCUUACCUUUUUAUAUAGGUGGUGGGUUGAUAGCUUGGUAUGCAUGCGAAUGGAAGGACUCUUAUAAGAAUCCAUAUUUACGACGUGAUAUGAAUUUCCCUCUGAAAAGCCUUAAAGCUUAUGGUGGUUUGAUUUUGGAUUGUUUCUUGCUUCCGCAGAUAAUAUUCAAUGUGUUCUUGAAUUCUAAAGGAAAAACUCUUUCCUAUCCGUUCUAUAUCGGAAAAACUCUAGUCCUUCUGUUGCCUCAUGCUUAUGAUCUUUAUAGGGCUAGUAGUUCUACUUGGUCCUUCGAUAUAUCAUACUUAUAUGGAAACCACAAGCUAGAUUUUUAUUCCACUACAUGGGAUAUCAUCAUCCCGUUUGUGAGCCUGUUGUUUGUGGCAUUGAUUUACUUGCAGCAGCGAUUUGGUGGCCGUUGUGUUCUUCCCCGGAAAUUUAGAGACACUUCUGUAUAUGAAAAGAUACCGGUAGUAAGCAGCGAGGAAGUUCAAGCUGAAGCCAAAGACUGAAAAUGCUCAGGCGCUUAUACUUUGUAUAGACUUUACAUGUUUUUUCUUAUUACAUUCUGGAAUUUUGAGAUAUGCAAUUGCUGAUAUUCAAGGUCACUGUAAUUGUCACUACUAAUGGUAAUUUUCGGGGCCAUUGAAAGGGUUGCUCAAUUUUUAUUAUGUUUACAUUAGUCAUGUAAAUAAAAUGGUGGCUUUGGAAUGUUCUUCUGAUUAA